Molecule: messenger RNA, 797 nt
Organism: Drosophila bipectinata
Lineage: Eukaryota; Metazoa; Arthropoda; Insecta; Diptera; Drosophilidae
Source: RefSeq, a predicted model, not a curated record
CUGACGUUUAGUAUUUCAUUACUGUAGUUUUUUGUGAAAUUUUUAAAACAAAAAUCUUGGCCAAAAUGAGGAGCUACCUCUGCCAAAUGCGACCGGUUUUGUUCGUCUUUUAUUUCGUGGAGAUCUUGAUCAAUAUGUUCCUGAUGUAUUACCACCUUACUGGGUUUAUAUAUAUGAACCUGAACUUUCUGCCGCUGGCCGAUGAGCUUAGCCACUACUUCUACCUGACUUGCUUCUAUGUCUUCACCGUUCUGACCAUGUUCGCCAGCGUGAACCUGUGCACCGGGCAUAGGACUAGCAUCCUGGAGGAAGUGCUCCGGCCCAUGGUGGGGUUCGUCGUUUACACGUUCUGUUCCCUGCUGACACUGGCUGAUGCUGAAUCCGGAUUUUACAUAAUGUACUCCCGCAAGACCGAGCAGAAUCUUAAUUUGCCAGAAGCGCCACUGCAUCCGUAUCUGAAGCUCAUGCGAGGCCAGGCGGUGGCCACCUUGGUCUGCAGCGUAGUGUACUUACUCCAUGGUCUUAUCGCCUUGGAUGUCCUGCUGUCGAAUGAGGAUUCCGAUAGCGAACGAGACACUUCCUCCGAUCCUUCGGACGAUAUUCUAGCCGAGACGAACUAUGUGCCAGUGCACCUGUGUGUCCUUGGUGGAACUUUUCAGGAGUGGCUUGAGAACUUUGAGUGGUUUCGGGACUUUACCAGCCAUAGGAAUCCCACAGUUUAAUUAGACCUUAAUGGUAAUUUUAGUUGCCUACUUUCCGUAUAAAGAUUCCCAUAAUAUGUAGUAACCUGGAAAAUA